AUGUUCCCGUGGGCCGAGGGCCGGCGCCUCGAGCAGGACGACGGCGAGCACGAGUUCCACGCGCUGAACACGCUCCUCCUGGUCGUCGUCCUGGGCCUCUGCAUCCUGAGCGCGUACCUCAUCAAGAAGUACCGGUUCUACUUCAUGCCCGAGUCGUCGGCGGCGCUCUGCGUGGGCCUCGUCGUCGGGGGCAUCGCGCGGCUCAUCACGCACAGCGACGAGGAGCUCAACUUCCUGAGCUUCCAGCCCGAGCUCUUCUUCUUCAUGCUGCUGCCGCCCAUCAUCUUCGAGGCGGGCUACACGCUCCGCCGGAAGAACUUCUUCCGAAAUUUGGGCACGAUCACGGCCUACGCGGUCUUCGGCACCGUCGUGUCGACCUUCGUCGUCGGCUACCUGACCUUCGCCUGCGGCAAGGCGGGCAUCAUCGACAUCGACGGCACGAACCCGAUGGAGGCGCUGCUCUUCGGCGCGCUCAUCUCGGCCGUGGACCCCGUCGCGACGCUGAGCAUCAUGGGCUCGCCGGAGCUCAACUGCGACCCUUUGUUGUACAGCCUGGUCUUCGGCGAGUCCGUGCUCAACGACGCCGUGGCCAUCGUGCUGUUUCGCACGUUCUACAACUACUACGAGGAGGGCGAGGAGCUCGACCAGUCGAAGAUCCCCGUCGCGCUCGUCGAGUUCCUGGGCGUGUCGCUCGGGUCCGUCUUCAUCGGCGUCAUCACGGGCCUCAUCUGCUCCUACAUCUUCCGCCACACGCGGAUCCGCGACUACCCCAAGUACGAGAUCUCGCUGUUGUUCCUCUUCGCCUACGGCGCGUACGCGCUCGCGGAGUCCAUCGAGCUCUCGGGCAUCAUGGCGCUCUUCUUCUGCGGCAUCGUGUUGGCCCACUACAACUCCUACAACCUGUCGAAGACGAGCCAGGUCACGGCCGAGGAGAUCUUCUCCGCGCUCAGCACCGUCGCGGAGUCGUUCGUGUUCAUGUACAUGGGCAUGGGCUUCUUCACGGGCCGCUUCAAGUCCUGGGACGGCACGUUCAUCUUCCUCGCGAUCCUCUUCUGCUCCUUCGCGCGGGCCUGCAACGUCUUCCCCCUGUCGUUCCUCUCGAACGCGACGCGGUCCGUGAAGAUCCCGCUCCGCAUGCAGCUGGUCAUCUGGUUCGCGGGGCUCCGCGGGGCCAUCGCCUUCGCGCUGUCCCAGAACAUGCCCGGCCCCCACAAGGACGUCUACGAGACGACGACGCUGUCCAUCGUCAUCUUCACGACCCUCGUCUGCGGCGGUCUCACGGAGUCCGUGAUCCGGCUCAGCGGCAUGAAGCGGACGCACGGCGAGGCCGACGGCGACGACGACGACGCCGCGACGCCCCUCACGUCGCAGCAGUACGAGCUCAUGAACAUCGCCGACGACCGCGAGGAGCGCGGCGGCGGCGGCGGCGACCGCGACGGGCCCCGGAGCCCGGGCGGGCUGGGCAUCCACGGCGCGUGGCGCGAGAUCGACAACCGCUACUUCAAGCCCAUGUUCGGCGGCCAGAUGCCGGGGUCCGCCGACGACGGCGAAGACGCGCUCGAGGGCAUCAAGCGGCACCCGCCGAAGCGGCUCCCGCCGCGGCGGCCACCCGUCACGAGCCUCUGA
This is a messenger RNA of Aureococcus anophagefferens, 1626 nucleotides long. RefSeq lists its product as hypothetical. Gene Ontology annotation, molecular function: sodium:proton antiporter activity. The transcript has a single exon. The record is from RefSeq and is a predicted model, not a curated record. Bases 1 to 1626 code for a protein of 541 amino acids. Gene Ontology annotation, cellular component: membrane. Gene Ontology annotation, biological process: sodium ion transport; regulation of pH; proton transmembrane transport. Lineage: Eukaryota; Pelagophyceae; Pelagomonadales; Pelagomonadaceae.